AAAGGGGAAUUAGUGUCUUCUCUUCUCUCGGUCUUCGCAGAAGCGUCUUGAUAAUCAGCGGCUCCGGACUCAGCGGAGAUUUUUCAUGGAACAAACCGGUUUAAAAUGAGUCGGGAGGAGCUCAAAGAUCUGCUGCACCAGGCUUGAAUCCACCCAGAAACCCCAUGGAGCAGGAUGUGGAGAGCCCAGCCGUCAUCAGAAAGCCCAAGCUGCCGAAGCAGGCCCGGGAGGACCUGCCCAAACAGCUGGCAGAGGUGGACCGGGCCAAGAGGAUCCAGCGGUACGUCCAGAAAGAUGGGAAGUGCAACGUCCACCACGGGAACGUCCGAGAGACGUACCGCUACCUGACAGACAUUUUCACCACGCUGGUCGACCUCAAAUGGAGGUUCAACCUGUUCAUCUUCGUGCUGGUGUACACGGUGACUUGGCUCUUCUUCGGCUUCAUGUGGUGGCUUAUUGCGUACCUGCGGGGCGACCUGGACCACUUAGCAGACAACCAGUGGACUCCGUGCGUCAAUAACCUCAAUGGGUUUGUAUCAGCCUUUCUGUUCUCCAUUGAGACGGAGACCACCAUUGGUUACGGAUAUAGAGUCAUCACGGACAAAUGCCCCGAGGGGAUAGUUCUGCUUUUAGUCCAGUCAGUGCUGGGAUCUAUCGUCAAUGCCUUCAUGGUGGGCUGCAUGUUUGUUAAGAUCUCGCAGCCCAAGAAACGAGCUGAGACACUAGUGUUUUCCACCAAUGCGGUCAUCUCCAUGCGAGAUGGACGGCUGUGCCUGAUGUUCCGAGUCGGAGACCUCCGAAACUCGCACAUCGUCGAGGCUUCAAUCAGGGCCAAGCUCAUCAAGUCUAAGCAGACCAAGGAGGGGGAGUUCAUCCCUCUGAACCAGACGGACAUAAACGUGGGCUACAACACGGGAGACGACAGGCUCUUCCUGGUAUCGCCGCUCAUCAUCUGCCACGAGAUAAACCAGAACAGCCCCUUCUGGGAGAUCUCACAGGCCCACCUGGCCAAGGAGGAGGUGGAGAUUGUUGUGAUCCUGGAGGGGAUGGUGGAGGCCACAGGUAUGACCUGUCAGGCCAGGAGUUCGUACGUCAGCAGUGAGAUAAAGUGGGGUUACCGCUUCACUCCUGUCCUGACGCUGGAGGACGGCUUCUACGAGGUCGACUACAACAGCUUCCACGACAUCUACGAGACCAACACACCCACCUGCAGUGCCAAAGAGCUGGCUGACAUGGCCAGCCGAGCCCGCCUGCCCCUCACCUGGUCGCUGGCCAGCAAGCUGAGCCAGCAGGGGCUGCCGGAGUCCGAGCAGGAGGGUCAGGAGACCAAGACCGGCCUGGACCCCCAGAGCAAGAGCCAGCAGACCGAGAGGAACGGGGACAUUGCCAACAUAGAGAGCGAGUCCAAAGUGUAGCCAGUAGGAGGUCCGUUGGAGGUUACCGGACUGGACUGUUGGUCUCCUGCUGGGGGGGAACCACACAAUGAGGACCAGCGAGCACAGUAGACCAAGUACCCCUGCACCAAGAAACGCUUUUUCUCAGCGAUCCACCCCAAAAACAACUCAACACGUAGACACGCGGCCCACCGCUGGACUCCAAACCCUCUGCGGCAAAGUGCAUGUUUCAGUCUAAUGUGAUGUCCUCCUGACAAGAGUCCUAUUAUUUUUUCUAUUAAGAUAUUCCUAGGGGCAUUUGCAUAAGUAUUUUUGUAUAUACUAUAAAACGUUUUGAAUUCUUUGUUUUGUUGCCAUGUGAAUAUUUGACAGAUGUUUGAUACUACUUCCUUUAGGCUAGUCCUGUAUAUAUUCUCUGCCUUACUGUAUGUAUAAAGCUUUCAUUAUUUGUUUUUCAGAAAUAUAUAAGCAUGUAUAAACACUACCUGCAGUUAAUUUAUCUUGUAUUGUGUAUAUACUGUACGACGAUAACGCUACAAGGAAAACGUACAUCUCAAUGGAUGCAAACUCUAGUUUAAACCAAUGACAAAUACUUCCCCAAAUGAUAAAUGUUUGUUUAAAGUAGAACUAUAGGAAGCCAUGACUCGCUGUUUAGAGCCGACUGACUUCAGACAAUGGCCCUUUAAAACUGCAUUUUGUCACUUUUGCACACUGGAGGCCUCUGGUGGAGAAAGUUAGUCGCUAUUUCAGUCUCCAGGAAUCCCUCACAUGUCACCUAACAGUAUCUACAAUAAAUAAAUAGUAAGUUGCUUAUUAUGCACUCCAUGAGA
Molecule: messenger RNA, 2224 nt
Organism: Amphiprion ocellaris (clown anemonefish)
Lineage: Eukaryota; Metazoa; Chordata; Actinopteri; Pomacentridae
Product: potassium inwardly rectifying channel subfamily J member 6
Exons: 3
Coding region: 165-1415 (416 amino acids)
Biological process (GO): regulation of monoatomic ion transmembrane transport; potassium ion import across plasma membrane
Cellular component (GO): plasma membrane
Molecular function (GO): G-protein activated inward rectifier potassium channel activity
Source: RefSeq, a predicted model, not a curated record